UGAUACAGCAGACUUUCCUCUCUGAUUUUUAAUUGGUAGGGUAUGACAAGCUUCAAUGUUCUCACUUUCAAUGUCAAUGUCUUUACUCUGCAGGAAUGUAAUUACCUUAGUAUUUGUACUAAGUGUGAGAUAGUUAGCACCUUGGUGGAUAAGGUGAAUAAGUUAGAGCUGCACGUCCGGGGUUUAAUAAGGGAUAGACAGCAGGAUUCACUGUUAGCAGCCCCGGGUGUCUCAGGGAGAGUUAGUACCCCCUCGACUCCGGCCUUAGAGCCCUCACAGCGGGGCGAAUGGGUAACGUCUCGGCGGCAUAGUCGAAAGGCUAAGGCUAAUGCUACCGCAAAGGCCACAGCCAGCCCACCUAAACACCACGCUCCCCCAGUUCACGUGUCAAACAGGUUUGCCCCGCUCAGUGAAGCACCAACUGAGGAGCCUGUUAAAGGUACUCUGGUGAUAGGAGACUCUAUCGUCCGACACGUGAAAUUAGCUACUCCUUUAGGGGCACCAGCGGCAACAGUUACUUGUUUACCGGGAGCCAGAGCACCGGACAUUAGUGGCAACCUCAGGUUAGGGAAUAGGAGAUAUUCGAGGGUAGUAAUUCAUGUAGGGGCCAAUGAUAUUCGUCUGCGGCAGUCUGAAGUAACUAAGGCUAAUAUUAAAGAGGUGAUUAAACAGGCCCAGACGCUGUCCGAGGAGGUAAUCUGCUCUGGCCCCAUCCCAAUGAGGCGUGGUGAUGAAGCUUACAGCAGGCUUUCUUCGCUGAACCGCUGGAUGUCCAAGUGGUGUGCAGAAAAUCAUGUGGGCUUUAUAGAUAACUGGCUACACUUUGAGGGCAAGCCUGGUCUUUUAGGUAGGGAUGGUGUCCACCCCACGCGGGAGGGUGCUGCCUUACUUUCAUGCAGCAUAGCUCAUAGUCUUUUAGUUAGUCGGCAGAGUAGUAUUAGAAGCUGCUGACAAUCCAGAGCCGGGACCAGGCCGCAGACAGAGAGGCUUAACCAACCGUCUGCGAGCUGCAAAGAGACGUUACCUAGAUACCAAUGUAUUCAGACUGUGUCUGUCCCCCGAGUCAAACAAAA
Molecule: messenger RNA, 1073 nt
Organism: Astyanax mexicanus (Mexican tetra)
Lineage: Eukaryota; Metazoa; Chordata; Actinopteri; Characiformes; Acestrorhamphidae
Exons: 1
Coding region: 43-951 (302 amino acids)
Source: RefSeq, a predicted model, not a curated record